GAGCUAGAACAGCUUAUUCGGGAGGGUCGCGCAUGGCACCAAGGUCCGGAGAUAUCUCGCGUCGACUGGACGAGGGGUAAUAAACGCUGCUACUACCCAGGAUCCACAGGCAGGUUCAUGUUCCGCGCACUCUUCAUCACCGUCUCACUCGCUGUGGCCACCGCAGUACCGACUGCAACCACAGGACUGACUGAAGUCGAGUCCACUCUCAAGGACCUGGGCAGCAAGUGCACAGCGCUCGAUGACGCUGUGAGGGCCGUCCAGCCCGGCGCGGGCUUUUUCCAGAUGCUCAAUAUCCAAUCCGAUGUCGACGCGGUGCGGAACUCGCUCGACACCGCGUGGAAGACCCUUGAGGGAUCACAGCUGGAUGACGACGAGUGCGACGCUUUUUUCCAGCAGGUGCAGAGUUACGAGGGCCUGAUCGUCGCCACCGUGGACGACAUCGCCGCUCAGAAGGGCACCCUGGAUACGUACCAUGCUUUUCUCUGCUCGGACGGCAGGGAACUCAAGGUUGGGUGCGACGGGUAUCUGCAGACGGCCGCGGUUGUAUGCCCGAAACAUGCAGAUCAGUUGUCGGAUGAUCGAGUCACUCUGGACGGGGCUCUUCAGAAUCUUCUCGGUCCAAAUGGAUACAACUGCUAAUAAUCCUGCGGUGAUAGUCCGAUAUAUGCUCACUGGUAAUACAAGUGAAUACAUUAGCUUCUGAGCAUGGAAUACAUCUAAGAGAUACAUCACAAUAACAGAACGAGAGAGAAGCGCGCGAAAGGGGCCUGCAGAGGUCGGCUGGUGUCGGAACGACAGAAACUGCGUGAAAUGAAGGACCGAGUAGCAGCAAGGAGCACUGUGCCAGUGAAUGUACCAGGGAAUGUCUCGCGCCUAGUUUGACUCGAAACAUCGGAGCCAGUAUGGAAUGGAAUCCGAGGUUCAUUCCUUUCGAGAACUGGUACAGAAGCAGACCCAAAGCCCCUCGGCCGUGACCUUCAUUGACCCGAUCAUUGCAC
This is a messenger RNA of Mycena citricolor, 1001 nucleotides long. Lineage: Eukaryota; Fungi; Basidiomycota; Agaricomycetes; Agaricales; Mycenaceae. The record is from the annotation of a GenBank genome assembly.